GGUGGAAAGUUAGCGCGGGAAGCUCCCAUGGAGAGAUGUAAACACAACAACAUAUCAUGGAUAUAGUUCAUUACUUAGAAAAAUUAAAAGUUUCUGACGAUCUCUUCAAGGAUGUAAAGUUUUAUGUAACAGGGAAGGUACCUGAGGAGGUCUUGAAACUUCUCACAGAUGGAGGAGCAAAAGAAGAUGCACACAUCACAGAUUACAUGACACAUCUUAUUGUAGGAGAUGAACCAGAUGAAAAUGACAUUGGAGAAGUGAAAGAUAUAUAUGAAAAACCUGUUGUAACUCCAAGAUGGGUUGUGCUGUCUGUCAAGUGUGGUAAACAGCUACCAUGGGCAGGAUUCUCUCCUGAUAUCAGUCAGGUAUUCUCUGGUGUGACAGCAUGUGUAACACGUCUUAGUCUUGCCGACACCCUUGCGGUGUGGGGAAUGAUUACCUUUGCUGGAGGGAAGUGCAGUCUUGUCUUAACUAACUCCUGCACUCAUCUUAUUGUUGGAAAGCCUGAAGGGGCUAAAUAUAACUGUGCUUUGGAGAAUGAAGAUCACAUAAACAUUGUCACUCCUGAUUGGGUACCAGAAUGUCUUGCUGAAGGAAGUAAAGUAGAUGAAAUUGAAUAUCAUCCACGCCUUUUAAAACAGCCAAAGUCUCACACAAGCUCUGAGCCAAGUAUUGUUAGGAAUAGAAAAAAGAAAAAUGUUUCUCAUCAUAAGAGUGAAGAAAUAAAAAAAAAGGAAGAGCUUAAGAGCAAAGAACCUGAAAAGUUCUCCUUCGAUGCUCUAGAGUUUAGUGAUGAAGAAGAAAAUAGUAAGGGUGGCUCAUUGUUAGAUCAGCUUAAAACUUCCCAGACAUGGAAACAACCUGUUACUAAACCAACUGUGACAACACGAGCUUCUGCUAGCUCCACUUCCACCACCUCUAUUUCUCUUGACAAGCCCAGAGCUCCACCGACAGCACCCAUCUUGACAACAACUCCACAGACUGUGACAUCUCGUUCAGUCACACCUCAGCCAAUACCUGCCCCUAAAGGAGUGGCUCAGAGUGUAUCACAAGCAUUACUUCAAAAUACAGCUCAAGGAUUGCCACAGGUUGCCAUUCCAGUAACAUCUCAAGGUUUACCACAGGUUGCCACUCCAGUAACAUCUCAAGGGUUGCAGCAGGUUGCCACUCCAGUAACAUCACAAGGUUUACCACAGGUUUCCACUUCAGCAACAUCUCAAGGUUUGCAGCAGGCUGCCACUUCAGUAACAUCUCAAGGUUUGACGCAGGUUGCUACUCCAGUAACGUCUCAAGGUUUACAGCAGGUUGCCACUCCAGUAACAUCUCAAGAUUUGCCACAAGUUGCCACUCCAAUAAUAUCUCAAGGUUUGCAGCAGAUUUCCACCCCAGCAACAUCUCAAGGUUUGCAACAAGUUACCAUCCCAGUAACAUCUCAAAGCUUGCCACAGGUUGCCAGCCAGGUAACAUCUCAAGGUUUGCCGCAGAUUUCCACUCCAGGAACAUCUCAAGGUUUACAGCAGGCUGCCACUUCAGUAACAUAUCAAGGUUUGCCACAGGUUACCACCCAAGUAAUAUCUCAUAGUUUGCCACAGGUUGGAGCUCAUGUAAUAUCUCAAGGUCUGUCACAGGUUGCCACCCAGGUGACGUCUCAAGCAUCUCGUACUGUAUCAACAUUAGGUCCUCUUAUAAGUACAAAAGCACCACCUGGUUCACAGAAUCCCCAGUCUGUAGUUGCAGUAUCAAGCCACAAUCCCAUUCAGGGUUCACUUGCAGAGACUUCCAUGCUUCGUAAUUCAUCGCACUUGCCAAGUCAGACGCCAACAUCAGUCCCUACAACGAUAGCAGAAGUUUCAACAACAGCAUCUGCUCCAGUUAAUAGCUCUCGGCUAAUACCACCCACCUCUUCUCGUGUUGCACCUCCAAGUGCUGUCCGUGUUAAUCCUCCAAAUAUAUCGAGAGUUACUCUACCCACUGCCACCAGGGUAACUCCUCCCAAUAAUUCUCGGGCAACUCCACCUAAUGCAUCUCGGACAACUCCUCCAAACGCAUCUCGUUCAACUCCACCAAUGGUUUCACGUGCAGCUACACCCAUUUCUUCUCGGACGACCCCUCCCAUACCUGCACGGGCAACUCCCCCAGCAAACUCCCGUACCACACCUCCAAUAACAUCUAGGACCACUCCUCCAAUUACUUCACGUGCUACACCUCCAGCAAGUGCCCGAGUAACACCUGAAAUUAUUUUUCGCUUAACUCCUCCUAAUGUGGCUGGAUCAGUACCACGUGUACCUUCAAUGCCCGUCACUGUUGCUGGCUCUUCUGUUCGUGCUCCAGGAGCAGUGUCACAAGUUUCACCAGGUGGCAUUCCCACACCUAAUAUGCCAAGCACUGUUCCACAGCAAGUACAUUCAGUUGCUAUUCCGGGAGCAGUUGUUCGUCUUCCACAAGGAGUGACGCCUCAUCAGCUACAAAUGAUGUCACCCAAUGAUCGACAGGCAUUCCUUCAUAAUCUUCAUCAAAAGCAAAUUCAAGAGCAACAAACUAGAGGAAAGCCAAGAGCAGGAAAACCUUCUGGUCCACAAUAUAAGCCUGGUGUUCGCUAUGCUUCAUCUGGUAUGCAUGUUGCUGCUCCGGGAACUCCUCCAACACCUGGUACACCAGUUUCAACCUGGCCAGGGCCAAGUCAAGGCACCCCAGGCGUUCGACCCACCAUGACCACUGUUGGUCCUGGAACUGUUUCAGUGUCAUAUCCAGCUGCUCAGCUACUUACACAGGCUCCAGGAGCUCCUCCAGUUGGCUCACCUGGAAAUUCAGGGGAUGGUGUACGACCUGGUUGGCCAAGUCAAGGACAGCAACAGUACCAAGGUCAACCUGCUCCAGGUACUCGAGUGGUUGUUGGUCAAGCUGGUUGGCAACCACAGCAACAGCAGCAGCAGCAACAGCAAGCAGGGCUAAGACCACAAACUCCAGCACCUGGGCAGCAGCCAACACCUCAAGGGUUAUUACCUCAGCAUAUGCAACAAUUUCAAUUACAGAUUCAACAGCUCCGUCAGCAGUUUCCUCACUUGUCAUAUCAGGAUGCUUCGCAACUUAUUCAACGUAUUCCUACACACUUUCGGCAUAUUCAGCAACUAGAUAAUGCUCAGCGCAGUGAUUAUUUGGCUCAAUUAGACACUAAAGAAAGACAGGUUGUCACAUAUUUUAUAUUGAGAAAACAACAACAACAACUAUUUCAGCGUCAGCAACUUCUUCAGCAACAGCAGCAGCAGCAGCAGCAGCAGCAACAACAGCAGCAGCAACAGCAACAGCAACAACAGCAAAAAGUGGGAACCCCUCAGCAGUCACCACAUGCAUGGCAACAACAGCAACAGCCUGGGCCACAGCCAGGUCAACAACAGACUGUGCAAGGAGCACAGUACCCUCCAAUGUCUCCACAUGGGCGACCAAUACCGGGUCAUCCACUGCCCCAGGGAUAUCCUGGGUGUCAGCCAGCUGGUGUAGUAUCUCCCGGUCAGGGAUCUCCUCAUAUGGUGGCUAGUGGCCAGCUGACUCCUCAACAACUUACUCCACAUGUAUCACCUCUAGCAUCCCCUCAUGGUCAUUCACCCAUCCAACGUGUAGAUGGACCUCUCAUGGGUCAUGCAGGAGUCAUUCAGGGUUCAUCUGUUCCUCAGAACCUGGUUAAUCAACAGAAUUUGGUUAAUCCUAAAACAAAGACGGCUCUGGCUAUUCACCUUACUAAUAGAUUGGCUGGGGGAGUUCACCAAGGAGUUAUACCUCAGGGUCCUCAGGCUCCUCAGGGACCUAUGGAAGUUCCUGCACAUGUUGUACAAAAGCCUGGCAUUCCACAAGAGGCCAUUCAAGGUCCAGGAGGUGAGCCAGUAAUGCUGUAUCAGCGUCGGGCAUUGGGUAAUAUUACUGGCUCUGUGACUAAUAAUCUUGUUCGGCCUCCUGUGCCAGCAACUCCUGUUGGGGUUGUGGCUGCACAUGGUUACCCUCGGCCUGCAGCACCCCCUCAUCCUGCACCGACGCCAGUCAUGGCUCCUGCUGCUCCUCAUUACCCUCGACCACAUUUGGUUGGUCAUGAUACUAAUAUUAUGUUACCACGGGAGCUAUGCCUGGUGGGAUGUGUUUUUUACAUUGCUGACUAUCAUGGAGAAGUCACACUGGAGACACUACAUACAUGGAAGAGGGUUAUACAGCAGCAUGGUGGUGAAGUAAUGCCACUCUAUGACUCUGCUCGUAUUACUCAUUUGCUGUGUAAGCAUCAGAAGUCGCCAGUCUUUAUGCAAGCUGUCCGUGAAAACAAACGCUGUAUAACCAUAUUCUGGCUUAAUGAUGUUCUUCUGAGGGGUAAGAUGGCCCCACCCUGGCAGGCUAUACACCUUCCUACACCCUUUGGGAAUGACAACAAACCAUGUAAAGAUCUGAUUGUCAGUGUAAGCGGAUUUGAGAAUGAAGAAAGAACUAUUAUCAAGUUGAUGUUACAACUUGUAGGAGCUAAGUACACUGGAUACUUCUCCAAACAUAAUAGCCUCCUUGUUUGCAAAAAAUUAGAAGGAGCCAAAGUAGCUAAAGCACGAGAAUGGAAAAGACCAGUUGUAAAUGGUGUUUGGCUGAGCGAGGUGUUGUUGGGUCAAAACACUCCCCCACUAGUCUAUCAUGGUACACGCUAUCAACACUAUUUAGAUGACCCACUGCGAAUAGAUCCAUCCUUAGCCUCUCAUCUCUUCAAUGCCUGGAAGUACCCAAUAAGUGUGUCAAAGGAAUCUGUAGAAAAGGCUAAGGCUGUAAGAGAAAUAGCAUUGAGGAAGAGAAAAACUGAAGCAGAUGGUGAUCAGGAAAACAAGCGCUCUCGUUUGGAACCCCCACCUGCGCCUCACCUUAGUGCUAUGCCUACACCCACUCCACAACUUCCAUGUGCACCAAAUCAGUUGGCAGGUACUCCCAGUGGCUUGUCUCAAGGAACUGUGAGCAUGGGUGGUGUCAGAGGUAACCUGACAGUCAUCAACAAAGAAUUACCACCAGAACAGCAAAGACCAUGCAUUCUUCUUUCUUGUGUGAAGAAUAAAGAAGAUAUUGAAAGGAAUGUUCUUGAGUUAGGUGGCUACCUUGCCAGGUCAAGUAAUGAAGCAACUCAUCUUGUCAUGGGGUCUUCCUCAGCUCAGCGCACUGUCAAGUUUAUGUGUGCAAUUUCAACAUGUCAGUAUGUAGUGUCAUUGCAGUGGCUAAUAGACUCGUAUGCGGAAGCAGUGUUUUUACCUGAAGAUAAUUACAUUAUGGAUAUGCCAGAAUAUGAGCGUGUCUUCAAGUUCAGCUUGAAAGAAACAUUAAUGAAGACAAACAGGAGGCAGCUUUUCACAGGGACAACUUUUUACUUAACACCAUCAGUUGUUCCUGGACGAACAUGGCUGCGAGAAAUCAUAGAAUGUGCUGGCGGAACUGUAGAAAGCAAGCGGCGGACUUUAAAAGAUAUCAAGGAGAAAAACAAAGAGGGAGCACACAAGUAUUUAACUAUUGCUACAACUUCUGAUGUUCACUUGGUCAGGGACCUCCUUCAGGAAAACAUGCCCGUUUAUAAUGCAGAAUUUGUUCUGGGAUCUAUCUUGAGGCAGGAGAUAAAUCUACAAAUGGCUAUUUACAUUGAUGAGGAGUAAUUACAUUUUCUUUCUUUCAACACCCAAGUAAUUACAUUUAUGGUGAAAUAAAUAUUGGAAUCUGUUCUUAAUUAGAAAACCAAAUUUUAGAGUUGAAUAUUGUAAUCAGAUGUAUUCUUGUAGUUUAUUAGAAACAUAAGGAAAAAAUAGAAUGAAAAUUAAACUUAAAUUAUAGUUUAAAAUAAGUGUAUGUAUGUAUAUAUAGUAUAUACUGCAUUUUUUUUUUAACACACCGGCUGUCUCUCUCUGAGACAGGGUGACCCAAAAAAGAAGAAAACUAUAAAGUCUUUCUUCUUUUUACAUUUAGUAAUUUAUACAGAAGGGGUUAUUAGCCUCUUGCAUAUACUGUAUCUACAUUCAUUAUUUUAUUGCAUUGAAAUGGAAGGGAUUAUGAAGCAUCUUAUGCAAUUGACUGUAACUCAGGAUAUUUGUGUGUUUUUUAAAAGAAUAUUGGUCAGGAAGUUGCAGUAUAUCUACUCUUCACUGCUCUUAAAUGUGUCUAUAGAAACACUAUCUUUCUAAACUUAAUGACCUCUUACAAUCUUUUUUUCAUUCCUGUACAGCCUACUACUAGUAUUAUUAUUGCUCUCUUAUUUUAAUAUUUCUUGAUAAAUCAAUGCACUUAGUUUAAUACUUCUAGAAUUUACUUAAAGAUACAAACACUAAGGUCUUUUUCAUAAUUCUUAUAGUAUUAUGGAUUAGUGCUCUUUGCUUGUGUACUUCUUUUUAAGAGUAGAUGAAAAUUCUAAACCAACUUCAUUACUUGUGCCCUAACACAGAUGUUUUAACUUUCCAUAGUCUUCUUUGUCUCCUAAAUACAUGAUUUUUAACAUUUCAUAAUCCUUGUCUAAUGUCACCUGAUGUGUAGCCACCCAAGUGCCUACAUGUGGACAUUUUUCAUGUUGUGCGGGUUUCCACGUAAUGCCUUAUAUCCCUCCCUCUCAUUGGCUGUAUAACAGCUGGUGUUGCCUUCUGAGCUAUGAUUGACUACUGAAGACAUCUUAAAUUUGUGCCUAGCAUUGUUGUGUAGUGUGAUAAUUGGUCAGCUGUAUCAGUAGCCAAGAGUGCGUGCUUAAGUGUAACACAGUUUAUAGGACAGUAUCCAGUGAAAAUGUUAAUUUAAAGAAAUUUACAUUGGGUACAAUAAAAAAAGUGUGUGAUUAUAAUUCUAGGCAUUUAUUAUUUAACAAAUAAGUUUACAAUUUCAGUUCAGUGUAUAUUCAGAAUUGCAUUGUUAAUGAAACCUGGUGUCAUCCAUUAGGCUUGUUGAUUCAUUUUAUAUGUUAGCAACACCAUAUCAUAAGUGAUAUUAGUACUAGUGAUGAGGUGUUUGUCAUUACCUUGUGAAUAAUAAUGCAGUUCUCCCCACAAAUUCCUUAUUUACAUAAUUUUAUUAUCCACAGAUAGGUUUGAUUUUCCACAGGUUUUCUAAUGGUACCCAUUGUUUUCAGGCUUAAUACAGUGGAACCUUGGUACUCAAACUUAAUUCGUUCCAGAAGGCUGUUCGAGUAUCGAACCAAUUUUUUCCAACCAGUUUUCUUUUUGGUUGACUGUUAUCACUAAUCUUCAUAGGCCUCAUGGUGACUUAUUUAUACAAAUAUAAAAAACUCCAAAAAAUGCGAAGAAACGUGAAUUGCGUAGUUUACAGUGAAGUUCUGGCAGGUCAUGUUUAUUUGGUCGAGUGCUGAGCAAAUGAUCGACUACCGAGUGAUUUUUUACCGAACAAAGCAUUCAAAUGCCGAAUUGUUCGAGUACUGAGGUUCCACUGUACAUGACCUUUUAAUUGAAAACUACCAAUACGAUUUUGUGGGUUUCCAUCCCUAAAUUUCUCUUCAUUCUGAGUAUUCUUCCUUGUAUUUUUAAUGUUAGUAUUAACCAGAGGCAUAGUCUUUAACCCUUAAACUGUCCAAACAUAGAUCUACAUUCAUGCUCGUAGCACUCUGAACAUAGAUCUACAUUCGAUUUUACAUUCUUGUGUAAAAAAAAAAAGUAGAUCUACGUUCGGAGCGCUACAUGUGCAAAUGUAGAUCUACGUUUGGACACUUUAAGGGUUAAAAACAAAAUGAACCCAAACCUGAAACAAGCUUUUUAAUUAGACAUAAGUUUGUAUUCGCAGAACCUCUAGAAACUGUGACCCCAGUAAAUUUGUAGAAAGAACUGGAAAUGUUUCAUAAAAUGACAUCAUUGAGAGUGCAUCUUUAUGGGGGGUGGGGGACCCUUGUGGGUUUAGCACUUAGUUUUGAUUGUAAUAAUAAUAUGGGGUGGGGUAAGUAGCCUUUGGGAGUGUGGGGACACCUGAUUCAGCCACUUUCUCUAUGAAUUAAUAUAAUAAGCUCCUACUGUAUAAAGUGUGUAAUAUUUUUUUAUUGCCUAUGUAUUUGUAGUAAUAGUAAAACAAAUUUUGUUUUAAUCUGUGAGGAAUUUCUUUAUUAAUUAGGGAUUAAUUUUGCUUCACUGACAAUAUGAGAAUGUAUGGUUUUAUUUUUAUCUGCUUUCAUUACAGAUAACGUUAUAUCUAUCUAUCUUUCAACACACUGGCUGCAUCCCACCAAACCGGGGUGGGCCAAAAGGAAAAACGAAAGUAUCUUUUUUUUUUUUUUUUUUUUUUCCAACAAGUUGGCCGUCUCCCACCGAGGCAGGGUGACCCAAAAAGAAAAUGCUUUCAUCAUCAUUCAACACUUUCACCACACUCACACAUAAUCACUGUUUUUGCAGAGGUGCUCAGAAUACAACAGUUUAGAAGCAUAUACGUAUAAAGAUACACAACAUUUUAUAUUUAGUAAUAUAGACAGGAGAAGGGGUUACUAGCCCCUUGCUCCUGGCAUUUUAGUCGCCUCUUACAACACGCAUGGCUUACGGAGGAAGAAUUCUGUUCCACUUCCCCAUGGAGAUAAGAGGAAAUAAACAAGAACAAGAACUAGGAAGAAAAUAGAAGAAAACCCAGAGGGGGUGUGUAUAUAUAUAUAUACUUGUACAUGUAUGUGUAGUGUGACCUAAGUGUAAGAAGAAGUAGCAAGACGUACCUGAAACCUUGCACGUUUAUGAGACAGAAAAAUGAACGCCAGCAAUCCUACCAUCAUAUAAAACAAUUACAGGCUUUCGUUUUACACUCACUUGGCAGGAUGGUAGUACCUCCCUGGGCGGUUGCUGUCUACCAAUCUAUUACCUAAAUAACUUUAUAUAUACUGUACAUAUUAUUUAUAAAGACGUUUGCUCUAUCUUUAGACAUAUACAACAGCUGCUUUAUUUUUUGUGAUAAAGGUGGUGAAGAGAUGCUGAUUAAGGAGGCAGUUAGUCGAGUGCACAGAGUAUUUUUAUACCGAAUGAUUGCAUAUUGGCUGCACGAGACUCGCACAUCUUGUUGACAGUCAAAUGCCUUUUGACUGAUUGAACCAUUUAUCGAAGAGUAUGUAUGCAUGUUUUUUUUUUUUUUUUUUUCUUUUUUUUAACACCUCGGUUUGCCCGCUCUUGCAGAAAACCCUGUCUUCAUUGCAAAUAGAAAUAUAAUCACACUUACAACAACCAUAUACCAAAUGUAAAUGGAAAACAAGCAUAUGUUACAAAAAAUAACAAAAAUAUUUUAGAAUGUUGCUUACCAUUCCUCCAGCUGGUGAGUACCUGUGGUUUUAAGUAGAGGUAGUGACAAUUGUGAGGCAAUGAUAUGAGGUUCCUGCCCUUUAUAAAAGACUGUAGAUUAGUUAAGAGAUUUUUCUAGACUUAUCUUUAAAUAUGAAUAUUGUUCUGUAUAUGAAUUUGACUUCUGAACUAGGAAAUAUAUAAAGGCCUUAAUUUUAAAUCUGUACAUGUCAGAGUAAUUUUCCCUUUUAGCUCUUAUUUAUGUUUAAGUGAUUGGAUGAGCAUGGUGUAUGGUUAACACCUAUACGGUUCAUUGAACAUGUACUGUAUGAACUUUUUACUACCUAAGUAAUCAAAUAAUAACAGUACACUGUAAUAUACUGUAAAAAACAUACAAAAUUUGGGAUUUCCUUUUACUGUAUACAGUACUUUGUUUAUAAUGAAGCAUUAGCACUAAAGUGCUGUUAACCCUUUCAGGGUCCGUCCCGUAGAUCUACGGCUUUAUGUUCAGGGUCCAAACCGUAGAUCUACGCCAAAAUUCUAGCGGCGUCAAAUUUAGUGCGAGAAGGCUGGUAGGCCUACAUCUGAGAGAAUGGGUCUGGGUGGUCAGUGUGCACACCAUAGAAAAAAUCUGGACGCCCGCAUGGCAUUGUGGGAACACCGGCAAAGUAGCUUUGUUCAUUGUGCCUGGCGGCAAGGAACCUCUCACUCUCUGGGCGAAUUCUGACUCUCCUCUUCACAACUUACAGUUCUAAGACUGAUGGAAGUGGAGAUGAAGACGAAUUCUAUGGUUUUGAGCCAUAUGGUACCAUUGUGCCAUAUGGUACAAUGGUACCAUAUGGUACAAUGGUACCAUAUGGUACAAUGGUGCCAUGUCAUACAAUGGUAUCAUAUGGUACAAUGGUAUUGUAUGGUAGAGUGGUACCAUAUGGUACAAUGUACCAUAUAGUACAUUGUACCAUAUGGUACAUUAUACCAUAUGGUACAGGGUACAGGGACCCUAAUGGAAAUAAGUCUGUCUGACUUUUUUGGGUUAUCCUAGGUUCUCCAAACAUAUGCUGCUAAGUAUGAUAUUCUAUAUAACUUUAUUUGUGUAUAACUAAAUAAACUUACUUAUGAUGCCACAUGCACUUGAGUAAGUUUAUUCAGGUGUACAGAAAUACAAUUACAUAGAUUAUCAUACAUAGCAGCAUACCUAUAAAAUCCUAGGAUAACCCAAAAAAGUCAGGGUGACUUAUUUCCAUAGUUAUCCCUGUAUCUGUACCAUAAGAUGUCCUGUACUGUAUGGUACUCUGUACCAUAUGGUACCCUGUGCCUUAUGGUACCCUGUGCCUUAUGGUACCCUGUGCCUUAUGGUACCCUGUGCCUUAUGGUACCCUGUGCCUUAUGGUACCCUGUGCCAUAUGGUACCCUGUACCAUAUGGUACCCUGCAUCAUGUUAUCCUGUACUGCAUGGUACCCUAUACCAUAUAGUACAAUGUACCAUAUGGUACCCUGUAACAUAUGAUACCGUGUACCAUAUGGUCAAUAGGUGUUGGUGGCAUGAGACACCAGCCAAGACUGAGUGGCGACACAAGCUAGCUACUGACUCCACAGUUUCCGAGAUAAAGUGCUUUGUCAUCCACCUCAAGGAACACGUCAAGUUCCUGUACACUUGUAAAUGUAUAAUAGAGCAUUACUAAUAUAUAUAAUUUUUGCAUAUUUUUGUUGUAAACAAUUAUUGUAAACAAAAUAAUAAUGAAAAUAUUAGUGUUUAUUGUUGAAUACAACAGUACCAUAUGGUACCAUUGCAUCAUAUGGUACCAUUACACCAUAUGGUACCAUAAGGUACCAUUGCACCAUAUGGUACCAUUGUAUCAUAUGGUACCAUUGUAUCAAAUGGUGCCAUUGUACCAUAUGGUACCAUUGUAUCAUGUACCAUUGUAUCAUAUGGUACCAUUGUAUCAUAUGGUGCCAUUGUACCAUAUGGUACAAUUGCAAUAUGGUAUCAUUGUACUGUAUGGUACAAUGUACCAUAUGGUACCGUUACAUCAUACCAUAUGGUUCAAUUGUAAUAUGGUAUCAUUGUACUGUAUGGUACAAUGUACCAUAUGGUACCAUUACACCAUAUGGUACCAUAAGGUACCAUUGCACCAUAUGGUACCAUUGUAUCAUGGUGUCAUUGUAUCAUAUGGUGUCAUUGUACCAUAUGGUACCAUUGCACCCUAUAGCACCAUUGUACCAUAUGGUACUAUAUAGUACCGUUGUAUACAACACAAUAACCAGACUAAUAUUUUCAUCAUUUUGUUUACAAUAAACUUGUAAACAAGUUUUGUAAGCAAUAUAAUGACAAACAAAUUAGUGCAGUUAUUGUGUUGUAUACAAUGAGCGUACACUUUUACAAUAUACAUUAUAUUCGUCUCACAGGCCACAAAUGUUAUUAGAAAAAGAAAAAAUUAGAAAAGAAAAGAAAAAAGUAUAAAAAACGUAAAAUAAAAAAAAAAUGGGAUUUUGCGGAAGUCAUGAUGUUGCCGCCACCCGGUCAUUUUGGGUCAACUUCCCGCCACUGUAUCUCGGCAAGUACUGAUCAGAAUUUUUUUUUUUGUCUUAUUACCUUCACAAAAAUAUACUCUUUAAUUCUGUAAGUUUUUUUUUUUUUUUUUUUUUUUUUUUUUUUUAAAUUUCUUGGACACUGGAGCACCACUUCAGAUUUUGGCCUUGGACUCUGAAGGGGUUAAAACAUAAACAUCAAGCUUUAUUAGCAUUUUAUAAUUUAUAUAGUAUGCAAGAUCCUACUGGUAAAGAAUAACAGAUCAAGUAAAUUUCUAUACAAUUUUUUUUUCUUAUUGUAUUAAUAAAAUGUAUCUUUGAAUUGGAAUUGUCACCAUUUUGUAACUGUUAUGUGCCUGUGAUAAUAUAAACCUUGUCCUCUGAACAUGUAUAAAAAUUUUGCAUUACCAAUUUAUAUGUAAAUAUUGUAUAGCCUGGGAAUGAAAUGCUGAAGUACAAUAAACAGUACAGUACAGUAUAUAAAGAUAUUUUCAUAGCAAUUUAUAGUACUGUACAUUAUUAGUGCUGCAGCAUUAAUAUUCUGUUGGCCAAAUUGAAAAUUAAAUUAACCCAGUCUGUGAGUUAAAUACAUAAAUAUUAGAAGCAGUGAUUCCUUUUGUUAUACUUUGUUAAUGGAUAUUUUAUGUAAUGAUACCUGUUGGAUUUGUUCAUUUAAUUUUUUUUUCUCUCUCAUGGGAGGUUCCUUGAUGCUGAUGAGGGGCUUUUGGUCUGAGAAGUAAUUGAACCUGUGCUCCAUUUAAUUUAAUUAAAUCUUUAAUGCCUUU
Cherax quadricarinatus is the source of this 12544-nucleotide messenger RNA. RefSeq names its product PAX-interacting protein 1. The record is from RefSeq and is a predicted model, not a curated record. NCBI's taxonomy places the organism in Eukaryota, Metazoa, Arthropoda, Malacostraca, Decapoda, Parastacidae.